This is a messenger RNA of Monomorium pharaonis (pharaoh ant), 2820 nucleotides long. Its product is annotated as allatostatin C. The record is from RefSeq and is a predicted model, not a curated record. Lineage: Eukaryota; Metazoa; Arthropoda; Insecta; Hymenoptera; Formicidae. Bases 186 to 473 code for a protein of 95 amino acids. The transcript has 3 exons.
UAUAAAGUGGUCGCGUGCUCCAAGCGCGGUCACUCUGUCGUGGAGACAUCGAGGUGACGAUAUCAAGAGAGAGAAAAAGAAAGAGGGAGAGGGAGAGGAAAAGCCCUUCACUCACAAGUGUGAUUCUUCUGGGACGAGGGCACGGGACCAGGCGAUACAUCAGGUUUUCACGAGAUUUUGAAACGAUGCUGUCCGCACGAGGCGCGAUCACCAUGGCGUUAAUGCUCUUCGUCUUGGCCGAAUACUCGGGAGCGAUGCCGUCGAUCGACAAAGACAAAGAUCGGCUUUUGAAAAAUAUCAACCAGCUGGUGGACGACGACGGCAGCAUGGAAACGGCCCUGAUGAAUUACCUGUUCACCAAGCAGAUCGUGAAGCGCCUGCACAAUCAGCUGGACGUCGGCGACGAGUUCGAGCGCAGGCGGCGCAAGUGGCAGCUGUGCUCCGUCAACGCGAUAGCCUGCUUCGGUAAAUAGGCGCGCGGCGGGACGGGGGAGAAACCGGGCAAGAGAGGCGCAAAAGAAGAACGUCGUUACGCGAGCGUCACCCCGUCGCCGCCGGAAGGUUCAGGAACCCCCUCCCCCCCCCCUCAUUUCCCCACCCGUUAAGAAAAAUAAAAACCCACCCCCCCAUUAUCCCAAAUUAGAUUACGAUGCGAUUCGACGCAUUGACAACUAUCAAUUAUUAAGAGUAUUAAUGGUAGUUAUGAUUAUUAAUAUGACGAUGUUAAUCCAUCCCCGUUCCCGUAAUCCAUUUGACGAAGGGUGCGAUUCAACGUGUGAGAUAACCGACCGCGAGGUGCGUUUAGGGGAAGAUAUCCGGCUUUGAGAAAACGCAAUAAAAAAAUUUGAUUAAUUUUAACAACCCAGUCUACCGUAUCUUGCGCGCGAUUCGCCAGAUUAUUAAAUUCGCCAGAAAUCGACUCUCUUUCUCUUUCUCUCUCUCUCUCUUUCUCUCUCUCUCUCUCUCUCUCUCUCUCUCUCUCUCUCUCUCUCGCUUCCCGCUAUACCUAGAUGUAAUGAAACGUAUAACGUUUGUUAAUCUAAAGAAUAAACGAGGCCGAGAAAAUGAGCGACGUAAAUGAAAGGCACGACGUGGCAAGGGUGUAAAAAAAAAAAGAGAGAGAAAAGAAAAGAAACGCCGACGUUAGCGAGCGAGUAAUUUUUCUUCGCUAAAACGAGGCGAGGCGCGUGUAUAGUAAAUAUCGCGGAAAUGAAUCGACCGAGAAAAUAAGCGACAAGGCGUAAAAGAAAAAAAAGAGAGAGAGAAAGAGAGAGAGAGAGAGAAAAGGACUCCGACGUCGGCGCGCGAGGGAUCUCCUUGUUAAAACGCGAGGCGACGCAAGUUCGAGAGAAUUGUUCGAGAUUCUCAUCGAUCUAUUCGCAAUCCUUUGUCACCGUUAUCCAGCGGCGUGUUCCCGAACCUUCCGGCGCGCAGAGAACGAAGAAAAAGGAGGACAAAAUCCUUCCUCUUAAUUCCCUCGCAACAUUUGUCCUUUAGAGCUUUCAGGAUUCAAAUAGCUGCGCGAGAAUCACCUCCGUUGGUCCUCCCCUUUAAUUUCUUUUCGAAACGCUCCCCUUCCCAUCCAUCCCUUCCUUUCGAUCUCUCACGCGAGAAGGGAAACAGCGAAGAGGAUAAACGUCCCAGUUGUAAUACGUAGAAGCGGCCGGUCACGUAAUCAGUCUUUCCUGAUUGGCUGCACAUAAUGUGUAGCAAUUUGGGGCUCGCCACGCCAAUACGAAAUAGAGCGCCGACUAGCAGAGAGCCUUCAGCUACGUGAUCUAUCUUGCAUUGGCAUCGCAAUGGCCAAAUCGUACACAUUAUGUCGUUCAAUCGGGAAACACCGGUCACGUGUCCACGGUUGUCGCUUCUCUCUAUGAGUACCUAGCUGGACGUGUACCAUAUAUCCCGGGCACUUGUACGAGAGCUUGUUAUUAUUAAUCUGAAAGUUCAGUUUUUCAUUUCAAUAUUUAAAAAAUGUAAUUGUACUCUGAAAUAUUUGAAAAGUACAAUUUAAUUUUUACAUCACGAUAAAAAACCAUUCAAGAUUCAUAAUAUAAUAAUAGAUCUUCGUGCUCCCGACACUUACACCAAAACUUAUUGUCAAUCUCAAAUGUUUCCCCGUUUCCCUGAAUUUUAAUAUUGAAAUUCACUUAUAAUCUUAAAUAUUCAAUAUCUAAUACGAUUACAAUUGAAUUCUCGUUUUACGAAUAAAAAGAAGCCUUCAAGAUUGAUGAUAACGAGCUCUCGUGUAAGUGUCCGGAUACGCAGGUACACCGGAAUGUUUAUCUUAACAAGCGCGCAAAGCGAGGGAAAAGGACAGGAGGAAAGUUAUCACUGAAAAAAUUGUCUUCUAGGAACCAGGGAGAUACUCCAAAGAUAAAAGAAAAAUUCUAAAGUUAAAGUUAAAAUCAUAAUAAAAUUAAGUAGCUAUUCUCGUUUAGACUUUUUCCUUUUAUUUCUGGAAUAUCCUCUUGGCUCUUAGAAUACAAUUUUUCUUUCGGUGUACUUAAUCCGAGGCGCGGCGAAUCACGAACGAUGAGAGUUAACAACGGGAAGUGCGGAGUUAAGAACGCGGAGGGACAAUCGCGGAGGUACCGAUCGCAGGAUACAUAUCAGAGGACGAUCACCGGACGACCACGUGCCAAGUCUGAUUCUUCCUUUCGUGCUGUAAACCUUCCGGCCAACCGACUGUAUAAACGUUGCUCGCCAGCAUUUAUAUGUUACAUAUAAAUUAAUGCGUAAUCUCAUUUGUCUGUUAUCAGUGUGUCUCGCCUGUACACAUCGUUCUAUGAAUGAUUAAACUGUUGUAAUUGGUCCCCA